AUGGCCAUAAAUAAUAUCAACGCAUACUUUCUGGAAAUUGACCGAAUACAAUUUCAGGUAUUUGAGAAAAUAAAUGAGAUCACAUCAUUAAACAGAGGUUCGCAGGAUCAGUCUGAGUCACUUGAUGAAAGAAGAGGAUCAAUAGCCAAAAGUGCCAACGGUCUCAUUAGGAAGAUCCCAGGCUUGUUGGAUGUAAUAAGCAUUCAGAUCAAACAGGAGAGCCACACAUUAAUUGAGAAGAACUUUUUAAAGGAGAAGCUCGAGUUAUAUAAAGAGAAGGUUAGUUACUUGAAGCUGAAGUUGAAGGAGAGCCAAUUAGUUGCUUACUCUUUAGAGAGUGAGUUGACCCAUAAGCAAAGACUUGAAGAGUACGUUAAGGAUGCUAACGAAGUCUCUUCAGACAUGAGAGAGGAGUUGUUUGCUGGAAGAUCACAUACUCAAGCCACUGACACCGAAAAGCCAAUCAACGAACAGAUUUUGACCCAGAAUCAAAACAUCACAUCUUCAUUGAAGUUGACCAAGCAAUUGAUGACAAUGUCAGUCAUGCAGACAGAAUUGAAUAUUGACGGUUUAGAUCAGCAAUCUAAGGAUUUGAACAAGUUGAACGAUAAGCUCGUUAACUUGGAAGGUGUCUUAUUGAAGUCGAAGCAGAUCGUCAAGUUCAUUGAGAAGCAGGAUAAACGGGAUAAGAGAAGAAUUUAUCUUAGUAUAGGUUUCUUACUUAUUUGUUGUGCAUGGGUAUUGUGGAGACGAGUUCUUAAAAUGCCAGUCAAGAUUCUCUUGUGGUCUCUUUUGAAAUUCUUUGGUGUUUUAAACUGGAUAUACUCCAAAUAUCCUUCAGAUAAGCUUGGAAUACAGGUGACGAGCAAUGAACUUGCAUCUUCUUCCGAAUCAUUGGCCUCUUCACAAAGCGUUGAGCAUGAAUUUUCAACUCUCAUUGAUUUGAUUAAUGAGGAGACUCAAUUCUCAAUUCUUCCUAUAAAAGAAGAAGUCGAGGAAGAGACCGAGUUUUCGAUACUUCCUAUAAAUGAAGAAGAUGAGGAGGAAAUAACUUUCUCGAUUCUUCCUAUUGACGUUGAAACACAAACAGAACUGACAGAGAAUGUUCUUAAAUCUACUGUAGCUCCUGAGGCUUCUGAAAAGAAUGAGAGUUCCAAUUUGGGUACCGUGAGCGAAGAAGUAGAUUUCGAACCCAUAGAUUUGGACAAGCUGAAUGAUGAGGCUCAACUAUAUUAUGGAGAGCAUUCACCGGAGAAUGAACAGGUCGCUGACGACUCAAACCUAUUGGACGACUCAAUAGAAAUGGUAGAAGACAUCUCGCCGCUUUCCUUGCAAUCAGACCAUGCGGAGAGCACCGUUCAAGAAGGUAAGGCAGUGGUAGAAGAAUCAGAUGAAGUGCCCGUGGAGGAGGACGGGGUUCACAAAUUCGAGGAGCCCGAAUGGAACAGAGGAUACGAGGAAGUUAUCGAGGAACAACCAUUCGUGCAACCAAUGGGCGAAGAGUCAGUUGAAGAGGCAGUUGAAGAGGCAGUUGAAAUCCCAGUCGUGGAGCCUUUUGUUCGCCUAGUUGAACAACAAGACGAAGAGCAAGAAGUUGAAGAACAACAACAAGAAGAACAACAACAAGAAGAUCAACAAGAAGAAGAACAACAAGUUGAAGUGACAGCAUUUGCUCAGGUCAACGACAAGCCCAUCCCAGAAGAGAUUGAAGAAUCUGUGGAGGCAUCUCUUGAUAAUCCUGUAGAGGCAGUUCAAAGUACAGGUGAAAUAGUCGAAGAGUUCACUUUGAUAGAAUCAAUUGAGCAAAAGGAAGAACCAAUGGAGCAACCAAUAUUGCAGGCUGAAGAGCCAAUUUUGCAGGUUCAAGAACCUAACUCGCUCAGCAGAGACCCAGUAGAUGACUUGGGCAACAUAUCAUUAGACGAGUCGACUGAGGCAGCUCAUACAACAGUGGAAAAUGCUGCUGAGAAGAUAGUGCAAGAGGCAGUUGGCCACUCAGAAUACAUCCAAGAUGUAGGGGAGAAUCAAGAGGCUCAGACUUGGGAAGCUACACAUGAGUUGUAA
This is a messenger RNA of Sungouiella intermedia, 2064 nucleotides long. NCBI's taxonomy places the organism in Eukaryota, Fungi, Ascomycota, Pichiomycetes, Serinales, Metschnikowiaceae. The record is from the annotation of a GenBank genome assembly.